GCAGCAUGAGCGCUCCGCAGCAAAAGGAUGUGUGAGCAGGCAGCGCGCUACUGUAGGGACGGGGUCCACAAACUGCUGAACAAAGAACAAGCCAAACUUCGAUCCCAAGAAAGCCGCGAGCAGCCGAAACUCGAAACCGGUCAGGACAGCGAGUCCGCGACGGCAGCGCAGUCCGGAAACAGCGGCGCCCAGCCCGGUGGAAUUGACGGGCUCGUCCGCUGGAUCGUCACCAAAAUGAGCGACAACAAGAACAUCUCCAGCCGGGAGUUCGCCUCCAGCAAGGAGGAGGUGGCCGUGGCUCAGGAGCAGUUCUUCGCCCCGGAGCCACGGAGAGGCAUCUCGGUCAUCCUGGAUAUAUUCAGAAGAGCCGACAAAGAUGAUGACGGGAAAUUGUCUCUGGAUGAAUUCCAGGCUUUCUUCUCUGAUGGCACUCUGAAUGAGGAGGAGCUGGAGAAGCUGUUUCACACCAUUGACUCGGAUAACACCAGUAAUGUAGACACCAAGGAACUCUGUGACUACUUUGCCAAGCACAUGGGAGACUAUGAAGGAGUUCUGGCCUCGUUGGAAACGUUGAACCUCUCCAUCCUCAGAGCAAUGGAUUUCACCAAAAGGGUAUACGAAAGAGGGACCAAUGUAGAACAAUUUGUGACUCGCUUCCUACUGAAAGAAUCCGCCAAUCAGAUCCAGUCACUCCUGAGCUCGGUGGAAAGUGCAGUGGAUGCAAUUGAUGAACAGCACGGCCAGUCGGGUCACCAACCUGCCAAAGUGAGUCCACGGAUGCCAGAAAAGCGCUAUCAAAACACAGUCCCUGAUUAUCCCCCUAACAACAGAGUGAGUGCCAGAGAGGCCGUUAGGACCAUCAACACAGCUUCAGGUGCUGUGGAGGUGAGAAAAGAAGGUCUGGAGGCUCAGGUCAAUCGCCUUGCUGAAUUGAUUGGACGUCUUGAAAAUAAGACAGUCUGGUUUGAUCUGCACCAGAGGCUAACAGAUACCGAUGGCACCCCAAGUGCAUCCUUGCUGCUGAUUCGCCAGGAGAUGGUGGUGUCACAGAAGAAGCUCGGAGAGUUUUGUGAGGCUCUUAAGCAGUAUCUGAAGAAUGUCUCUGCUCAGAGAGACUGCUUUCAUGUGACUGCAGUCCGCCUGCCAGAUGGGUUGUCCUUCGUCGUCUAUGAGUUCUGGGAUGGAGAGGAAGAAUGGAAAAGGCACCUUCAGUCAGCUCCCAACAAAGCCUUUCAGCAUGUGAAGGUGGACACACUGUGCCAGCCUGAGGCCAUCUCCUCUGUAGCGGUGCCAGCCGCCUGGUGCAGCGUGAACAGGGAUUGAGCAUGAAGAUGAUCGACUACACGCCAAGACUCCUCCUGGACACUUUCCACUUCUUUUACUCCCUCCUCCAACCUGUUUUCUGUUCCCUUUCCCCCCUCUUUAUCCCUCAAUUCUUUUUGUAAGUACAUGUUUACAUAGUGCAAAGGAAGAGCAUCAUCUAUCUGCAGUGAAAAUUAAACAAACGGUGCAUUUAACAAUGUGAGAAUACAAAAAAUGCAUUUGCAUUUGAGAUAAUUUGAUGUUUGAAGUAGCUCUGGGUCACUUUGAGGUGGAGUUUAUGUAGCACGGAAUAUGAGGUUGUUAGUCAUGUAGCAAAUUUUUUUUCAUAGAAUCAACCAUCUUAAAAUUUUACUUUUUUGUUGGUGUCACCAUAAUCUGUUCAUCACUGUAACUUUCAUCAACAAGUUGCUGCUAACUCUUGAUUUCUGAAAACAUUGCCCUCACUUCGGCCAUUUUAAGCUCACAGUGAACAGAUUAGGGUCAUCUGCAGCCAUAAACGUCAAUCUAGUUUGCAAUCUCAGGAAAAAUGCAAACCUCUGACAGCCGCCUCUCCAGUUUAUGCAGCAGCACCAGAAA
Cyprinodon variegatus (sheepshead minnow) is the source of this 1899-nucleotide messenger RNA. RefSeq names its product N-terminal EF-hand calcium binding protein 2 (gene necab2). Gene Ontology annotation, biological process: regulation of amyloid precursor protein biosynthetic process. NCBI's taxonomy places the organism in Eukaryota, Metazoa, Chordata, Actinopteri, Cyprinodontiformes, Cyprinodontidae. Gene Ontology annotation, cellular component: cytoplasm. The record is from RefSeq and is a predicted model, not a curated record. Gene Ontology annotation, molecular function: calcium ion binding. The transcript is spliced from 13 exons. Bases 28 to 1323 code for a protein of 431 amino acids.